AAAAAUAGGAUUCAUGUUGGAGGGUGACGCAGAUAAAAUAACCUAAUUUUUUAAAAAAUAUACCAUGAAAUUACCAAAACAUACCUCAAUGGAACCUAAUAAUGAUUAUUAUAAUAUUUACAACCAAAUUUUUAAGUUGCAUAUUAGAAGGUUUUUUGUAGUUUUUUGAGUUAUUAAUUACUGCUAUGGGAUGUUAACAUCACUCUCCUAUUAAAUGUCUCUGAAUCAUAAAUGCAGACUGAGCAGGAGGCAGGACUCAGUGAUGAGAAACCACACAGUAAUAACUUUUAUCCUGCUGGGACUCACAGAUGAGCCACAGCUGAAGACUCUGGUUUUCAUCUUCCUGUUUCUCACCUACAUGCUGAGCAUCACUGGGAACCUGACCAUCAUCUCCCUCACCUCCACAGACUCUCACCUCAAAACUGCCAUGUACUUUUUCCUACAAAACUUCUCCUUCUUGGAAAUCGCAUUUACAUCUGCUUGUAUUCCCAAAUACUUGUACAACAUAUCAACAGGUGAUAAGACCAUCACAUACAACAGUUGCGCUACUCAACUAUUUUUUACUGAUCUCUUUGCUGUAACUGAGUUUUUCCUCCUGGCCGCCAUGUCCUAUGACCGCUACGUGGCCAUCUGCAAACCCCUGCAUUACGUGACCAUCGUGAACCACACGGUCUGCAGGAGACUCAUCAUUGGUUCCUGGCUGGCUGGCUUGUUGAUCAUCAUCCCCCCACUCAGCCUGGGCCUAAAGCUGGAAUUCUGUGACUCCAAUGUCAUUGACCAUUUUGUCUGUGAUGCAGCCCCCCUCCUAAAGAUCUCAUGCUCAGAAACGUGGCUCAUAGAGCAGAUGGUCAUAGUCUGUGCUGUGUUGACCUUUAUCAUGACACUUGUGUGUGUGGUUCUAUCCUACAUACACAUCCUCAAGACCAUUUUGCAAUUCCCUUCUGCCCAGCAAAGGAAAAAGGCAUUUUCUACAUGUUCUUCCCACAUGAUCGUGGUCUCCAUCAGCUAUGGAAGCUGUAUCUUCACCUAUGUUAAACCUUCAGCAAAGAAAUCAUUGGCUGUUAAUAAGGGUGUGACACUGCUCACUACUUCCAUUGCUCCCAUGCUGAAUCCUUUCAUUUACACCUUGAGAAACAAGCAAGUGAAACAAGCCUUUGAUGAUACAAUCAAAAGAUUUGCAUUGUUCCUAAAGAAAUAA
Sus scrofa (pig) is the source of this 1198-nucleotide messenger RNA. The record is from RefSeq and is a predicted model, not a curated record. Lineage: Eukaryota; Metazoa; Chordata; Mammalia; Artiodactyla; Suidae.